Neoarius graeffei (lesser salmon catfish) is the source of this 2138-nucleotide messenger RNA. RefSeq names its product arylsulfatase B-like. Gene Ontology annotation, cellular component: plasma membrane; intermediate filament; axon. The transcript has 4 exons. Gene Ontology annotation, biological process: intermediate filament organization. Gene Ontology annotation, molecular function: structural constituent of cytoskeleton. NCBI's taxonomy places the organism in Eukaryota, Metazoa, Chordata, Actinopteri, Siluriformes, Ariidae. The record is from RefSeq and is a predicted model, not a curated record. Bases 818 to 2008 code for a protein of 396 amino acids.
UGCUCACUCACUAAACAUCACUACCUUCUAAGGGUGGAGUCCCAAAAUAGUGUACCAUGUAGCAAACAGGGUGUGGUUUCUAGUCUCACAAUUUCUCUAUUGCUGUCAGGGAGAAAAACUUCUGUUAUUCUAUUAUGUGGCAGAGGAAAACUUCCGCCACAUAAAGCAUACAUGCAGAACCAUAGCCUCACUUUUUAUUUAUAAAUGCCUGAAAUCUUAAGAAUGAUAUAGGAAUAGUUUUAAGCGUUAACAAUAACUCUAAUAUUGUAAUUUUUAUGAUUAAAAUGAUUCAUAUAGGUAGCGGUCUGAGUGAAUGACCUUGACAUCUGUGACAUCACAGCAGGAAGGCUAUCGGUCUCAUCGCCAUUUCCGCUAUACUAAAACACAGAGCUGACUGCAACUCCAAUCCUCCAUUUUGAGCUAAUUUAUCGCCCUGCCACGAGGGUUGUUGCUAAAACCCGGGAUGGGACGUGACAUAUUUUUGCUCGGGCAGUGACCUCCCCACGGUUGUUGCUAAAACCGGUGACAUCCUGUCCCGGGUUUUAGUAAUUGCCUGAGCCGAGCAGUAAUGACGGAGUACUCAGUAUGGACAAAAUGGAGAAUGAGUGGACCAGCCAUUUGAUUUCUCCACUGGAUAUGCUUGCCUCAGCAGCAAGAUCUCGCCCUUACGUGGAAGAAGCGAAUGAACAGAGAACUGAAAAUCAGAUUGUUUCAAAACAAUUGGUCACAAAGUCGGUCUUCAAGAAGCGAAGACACAGACGGAAGGACCCUAACAAGACAGAAAGACAAGAAGCACUAACAACUUCUGACAACCAACAUGAGAGGAAGCUGCUAUUCUCAAAAGACUCUUACAGUGAGCGGGUCGAGUAGGAUGCGGGUCCAGAGUCCGUCUCCAUCCCGCUGCAGAGCUUCGACGUCCUCAUCAGUGACUCGUGGACGUGCUGGUUUCCAGGGAGGCGCUGUGGAGAUCGGUACAGAGCUUCAUCAGUAUCAUGCUAACGAGAAGGAGGAGAUGCAGGUGCUUAAUGCACGGUUCGCUGGCUACAUUGAGAAGGUUCAGGCUCUGGAGCAGAGGAACGCGGCACUCAGGGAGGAGCUGCAGAACCUGCAGAGCCGAUACAAGGUGGGACCGGGGGGACUGGAUGAGGAGUAUGAGGCCAAAUUUAAGGAAAUGAAGGAACUGAUCGCAGCACUGACAGCUGAGAAAGGAGCAGCUGACAUCGAGAGGGGAUACGUCGAGGAGGAAGUGGAGCUCUGGACCAUGAAGCUGGAGGAAGAGCUCGCACUUAAAGAGGAAGCAGAGAUGAUCCUGCGCGAGUUCCGUGAGGACGUGGACAACGCCACACUUCAGAAGGCUGACCUAGAGAGACGUGUGGAGCAGCUAGUGGCUGAGAUCGAGUUCCUCAAGAAGCUGCACAGUGAAGAAGUGGCCGAGCUAAUGAAGCAGAUCAAGGAGUCGAAGGUGACGGUGGAGCUUGACUCGGAUCGGCCCGAUUUAGUCGCUCACCUGCGCAAGACGCGUGCUGAGAUCGAAGCAGUUGCUGCACGCAACGUCCAGGAGGCCGAGAAGUGGUACAAAGGGAAAUUUGACACGCUGAAGGAGAGCGCCGCUAAACGUGAGAUUCAGGUGAACACCAUGAGGGAAGAGAUCAGCACCCUGAGCAGUGAAGUGUCUGACCUGCAGAACCAAAUUGAUGCCCUCAGGGCCAAGAACGCUGCUCUGGAACAGCAGCUGGACGACAUGGAGAUGUCUCACCUGGACAGGGUGUCUAACCUGGAGGCUAUCAUCGCUCAACUCGAGAACCAGCUGUGUGAAACCAAAAAAGAGAUGGCCAAAUACUUCGCUGACUACCAGGAGCUGCUUAACAUCAAACUGAAGUUAGACGCCGAGAUUGCCACCUACAGGAAACUUCUGGAAGGAGAAGAGAGACGACUCGGGAUCUCAGUCAGCGAGAAAACAGCAGAAACUUCUACAACUUCAUCAACCGCAGUCGAAGAAUCAGCCUAAUGCACUUCAUCAUGCAAUACUCAAAUACACACUAACACAAAUCAUUACUUACGCCUUAUGAGAUGUCCUCCACCCAAAAAUCUGCUGUAAUUGCCCUGAACAUGUCUUAAUAAAGCUUGACUUGAGUGCA